This is a messenger RNA of Lachancea nothofagi CBS 11611, 1101 nucleotides long. The record is from the annotation of a GenBank genome assembly. Lineage: Eukaryota; Fungi; Ascomycota; Saccharomycetes; Saccharomycetales; Saccharomycetaceae.
AUGCUCGGGUGGAAUAGAGCUCCGGUAGGGCACUAUGUAUCGAAGUUUUUCAUCCAGGUUCGUACUGCUACAAAGAAAGCAGCGGGGUCCAGAACUUCCAUGAAAGAUUCGGCGGGUCGCCGAUUAGGCCCAAAGAAAUACGAAGGUCAAGAAGUGAAACCUGGUGAAAUUUUGAUGAGGCAGCGCGGAACAAAGUUCUACCCCGGCGAAAAUGUUGGAAUCGGGAAAGAUCACACUGUAUUCGCUAUGGAACCAGGGUUUGUGCGUUACUAUCUCGAUCCUUUCCAUCCCAAACGCAAGUUUAUUGGUGUAGCAUUAGGUUCAGAGCUUAAGCUGCCUACGCCACAUUUCGCGCCCAGAGUGAGGCGCUUUGGCCGCCAACUGAUAGAGAAUUCUGAGGCUGCCCAAAAAGAAGCUAAUUCGCUUACCAGAAAACAAUUCAUGGCCAGAGACUCCAUUACAGCUGGCAUGAAUGAACGUGAAACUCGCCGUGCUGAUUUACGUUUACAAUUCGCCAAGAAGCUUACAGAGUCGCUUCAACUUAAGUUCGAGGGCCAAUCUAUGGAAAUGGCCACUCUCUAUCUACUGCGACUACGUUCUUGUCUAAAGAAUGGGUUUUCGCUUCUAGACGCCAGGUUCAACUCCUUGCAUUACCUGGAACAAGAAACUGUAUUGCAAGCCAGACGCGAAGCCUUCUCCCAGGAAACAUUAGCAGAACAACUGCAAAAGCUUUACGCAACGGCAGACAAAAUCAACACAUCCACAUCAUUCAACAAUAGAUUGGAACUUACGAGGUAUUACUCGAAGUCCGAGCGAGAAAACUUGAAGGCUAAACUGUUGAAUGAUUUAACCAGCGCUACGCUAGCUACGAGAAAGGACAAGAAAAACAUUGAAAAGUUGUUGGAAUCGACUGCCGACUUUUUGACUAGAUCGGAAGAAGUGCAGUUGCGCAGAAGGUUCUUGAAGCCAGUUAAGCCAGAAAACGUGUCCAUGGCUAGCAAAAAUGAGAAAAAACCAAUCACGGUCAAGAGGUUUAAUUAUAUGAGAGGUGGUAUCGACGCCAUUUCAAGAACGAAAAGUGCAUUUUUGAGUAAACUAUAA